GCCAUUUCCGAAAAACAGAAAAAGGUUCUUCAGUUAGGACACUUAUUAUUAUUAUUAGUCUUAUUAGGUAUCAGCAGCUUUUCCCGGACAUAUCCAUAUCGAAGCAUCAUCUGGUGAAAUUGGUAGAAAUCUGUUUACAAUCCAAUAAGGGAGUGGCUGAGUGCUGUAACUGGUGAUCGACAUGGCUCAGUUUUUGGAUCAUGAAGCCGAAGAGGCGUCUUCUGACGAAGAAUUGGAAGAUGACGAAGGAAUCCGAAGGAAGAAGGACAAACCGAAGAAGAAAAAGAAGGUUAUUGACGAUUCGGAAGAUGAGGACGAGGACGAAGAGAUGGACCCAACGGCAGCGGCCGAAUUGGCGAAUUUUAUUCAGGACGAAGUUGACGAGCCAGAAGAGGAUGCAGGCGUGGGAGACGAUGGGGAAAAGCGGAAACAUGAGGACGAUGAGUUUGAAAUGGAAGAUCUCGAGGAAGAAGAUUACGAUUUGAUCGAAGAAAAUUUGGGCAUUCAAAUCAACAGACGAAAACGACGCAGAGUACGUGCUGUGGAAGACGACAGCGACGACGAGAAGGAGAGAAAAGACCGUGAUGCCAUCGCUAACGAACUGUUUGAGGAGGGUGAUGAAGCGGGAACGGCGCCGGUUCGAACCCAGGAAGAUAAGCCGCGUACAACAGUGGCGGAUGAAGAGAUUGACGAAGAAGGAGAAUCCGACAGCGACUCCUUCAUUGUCGGGGACGACGGCGAACCUAUUAAACAUCGUCGUGCCAAAGCCGACCGCUACGAAGAUGCUGCUUUGCAAGAAGCCCAGGAAAUUUUUGGCUUGGAUAUUGAUUAUGCAGAUUUCCUGGAUCAAGGAGAUGAGGAAUACGAUGAAGAUGGCGAAUAUGAGGAAGAAGACGAAGACGGAGAGAUUGUCAGACCACAGCGCAGUCGGAAAACGAAGAAGAGUGUCAUGGACGUCUACGAGCCGAGUGAUCUGGAGCACGGUUUGCGAACUCGGUUGGACAACGAAAUUCGGAUGGCUGAUAUUCCAGAAAGAUUUCAGUUGCGUAGCAUUCCCGUUGAAUCCCCGCCAGAGGACCGAGCGGCUGCUGAGCUGCAAGACGAAGCUAGGUGGAUUUAUUGCCAGAUGUUUGUGGAUGAGAAUACAAGCAAUCAGAAAGAGGCCGAAAAGCUGAAAAAGCAGAUGGCUAAUCCAGAUUACAAGGAGGAAAGUUACCAGAAUCUAGAAAUUCCUUCGGAAGAACAGAAAAUUAAUCGUAUUAAGGAUAUCCUUGAUUUCAUUCGAAACCAGUUUCUCGAGGACCAUUUCAUUGCGACGUACCGUAAAGAGUAUCACAUGAGCGCUGUCAACUACAUGGCCGUAAACCAAGGCCAGAAAGACCCGAGCAAGCGCAUGAAAGACGAUCCUUAUGGUUUUAAUGCUGAAGAUAUCCGAGAGAUCUACGAAAGAGAUUUAAAUUGGAUGCAGCUGCAAAAACGGCGAUCAAACUUGUUGAAGCUUGUAACGAAGAUGCAGAGUUAUUUAAAUGCCAAACGAAUGAAUCAGCCGGAACUUUUUCAAGAUUCGGAUGAGAUUUCCGACGAAACAGUGGACUUCAUCCGCAAUGCCACUUCCAUUACGGAACUGCAGGAUCGGUUUAUUGAACUGAAAUUGACUUACGGACAACAUUUUCCCAAUCUUUUGAAAAUGGAGCCAAAGAAAAAAAGUGGGGCAGUUGCAUCUGCAAAUGGCGAAUUGGAUGCUGCCUUGGGAAACGGUGACGCACCAGUUGCCGAGGAAGGUGACGCUACCGCUGAGGCCAUAGGUGAAGAUGCUGCAGAAGUGGCGCGGUUAAAAAGAGCCAGAAGGACGGAUCCAUAUUUCAUCUGCAAGGAAGCUGGAUUAGAUAAAUUUGUAAACAAGUUCGGUCUGACUGUCGAAGAGUUCAUUGCCAAUGUGGACAGCGAUUACACGGUGACGGAGCCAGAUCGAGAUCAACCUGAUCCGGAAAUACUGGCCGAAGGAUUUGUCUCUCAGCGCUUUCCAACAGCGAACGACGUUUUAAACGGCAGUGUUUUUAUGCUGGCUUCCUCGAUUGCUCGCAGUGCAAAAUUUCGCGCAAUUGUCAGAAAAAAGUAUUUUGAAUAUGCCGUCGUCAAUGUCCGGGCUACGAACAGAGGAAUCAAGGAAAUUGAUGAGAAUCAUCCCUGUUUUCCGAUGAAGUUUUUGAAGAAUAAGCCGAUAAAAUCGCUCCAGGAUGAUCAGUACAUCAAGUUGUUACAGUCUAAGCAAGAAGGCCUUUUGGAAGUUGAAAUCGGCGUGGGCCCAAACGAAAGCGGCAACGAUCCUCUGUUUGCCAGCAUUGUUGCGUUUUUCACAGUGGAUGAAUUUGGCAAGGACAUUCAGUCAUGGAACGUCUACCGGUCGAAAGCAGUGGAGAAAGCAUUGAAGGGGUUUUUAUACCCGGUAUUUGCCAAAGAAGUCCACGAAAAGUUGAUGGCGGAAGCGAAAGUUUUUGUUAAAUUAAACAUCCGAAGAAACCUUUUCGAAUGGAUCAAUAUUGCGCCAUACACCAGAAAUGUCGAGACAAGUGGGGAGAAAGAUCAGUGGGAUAAUUUGUGGGAUCUCUCCAACGGCAUCAGAGUUGUCGGAGUGGCUUUUGAAAAUAAUUGGGAUCAACCAGGAUUUGCUGUAGCUACAGAUGCAUACGGCGAUGUGAUCGAAAGCAUCAAGCUUCCGACUCUACUGAACGUUAGGAAAAAAGUCGGCGAACGUGUCAAUUCCGAUGAUAUAGCGAAGCUUAUGGAUUUCAUUUUGGAGCGAAGGCCCCACGUUAUUGCUGUUGCUUCCGAAUCAAGGAGAGCUAUAGACGUUCGAAUUGCGAUUCACAAUGCAAUUGAUCGGCUUCGUCAUGAAGAAAAGCUUCCGGAUAUUCAAGUUGAAGUUGUGGAUAAUCGACUCAGCUUGUUGUAUCAGAAUUCUGAAACUGGACGGGCGGAAUUUCCAAAUUAUCACCCAAUUCAGCGACAGGCUGUUUCCAUCGCACGUCGCUUGUUGGAUCCUCUGCUGGCUUUUGCUCAGUUGUUCAAUCUGGAUGAUGACCUGCUGAACUUAAACAUCCAUCCACUUCAGAACAUGUUGUCAAAGGACGAAUUCCGUCGCACUCUGGAAGUUGAAUUUGUCAGGCGGGUUAAUGAAGUUGGAGUUGAUCUUAACGAAUGUGUGAACCAUCCAGCAACUCAUGGAAACGUCGUACAGUUUGUUUGUGGUUUGGGACCGCGGAAGGCUCAGCGUCUGCUUAGUUUGGUUAAGCAAACUGGUGUCAUCGUCAGCAGGAAUCAACUGGUGAUGGUGUGCCGUUUGGGACCUAGGGUCUUCAUUAAUUGCGCUGGAUUUUUCAAGAUUAAUGUGAACGAUCUAAGUGAUACUGUUACUGGAGAGCAGUACGUUGAGCCACUCGAUGCUACUCGAGUUCAUCCGGAAACUUACGACUGGGCUCGUAAAAUGGCUGUCGAUGCUCUGGAAUACGAUGAAUCCAACGAAGGUGCCAAUCCAAGCGAGGCUUUGCAAGAGAUUCUUGACAAUGAUGCCGCCAAUAAGAAAUUAUGGGAACUUGAUUUGAACGCUUUUAGCGAGGAACUAGAGCGUCAGAAUUUCGGGAAUAAGAGGAUUACGCUUUUGGAUAUUCGCCAUGUUUUGACUAAAUCUUUUGCUGAUUACCGACCGCUUUAUGAAAGCGCAAUACAGAAUGCAUCGCUGAUGUUCCAGCUCAUAACAGGGGAAAAUUCGAAGGCCUACGUUCCUGAGCGGUUGUUUACAGUUACGGUUACGGGAUUUUUCUAUCAUCGUUCCGAUAAGAGUGAAGACGACCUAAGGUCAGACAGCUGGCGUGACGAUGCGAAGUACGUUAGGAAACGAAAGAAUGAAACAUGGUACUGCGCGCGUUGUCGACAGCGAGAUUUCGCCUCAAAAUUGGAGGUGAUCGGUCAUAUUCUGGAUGAGCCCAGCCAAUGUCCCGGGAAAAUUGCUGGAGUCAAAGUAGCUCUGGAUAAUGGAGUGACAGGAGUGAUUAAGUUGCAGAAUAUUAGCGAUAAAUACAACAGCGAAGAAGAAUUCUUUCCUCAGGAUCGGGUUAAAGUUGGAAUGGUUAUCCAUGCCCGCUUAGUAGGCGACUUUUCAGCUGAGAAGUUCUACGGCGAGUUUACAUGUAAAGGUUCGGAUUUGGCUAAAGACAAGUCGGUUCGAGAUGCGUUCUAUGAUCCGGCAGCAGAGAAAACAGCCGUGGAUAAAGAAAUUAAGAAACAACAGAGACGAGCACCGAAAAUAAAUUAUCUGAAGCGUGUUAUUGCCCAUCCGUCUUUCAAAAACUUUGAUUAUAUGGAAGCAGAAAGCUAUCUUAAGACGCAACCGCUGGGUGAAUGUGUAAUACGUCCUAGCAGCAAAGGCAAUAACAAACUGACUUUGUCAUGGAAAGUCGCGGAAGGCAUUCAUGAUCACGUGGAGAUUGUUGAACAAGAGAAGGAAAACGUUUUUAGCCUUGGCCAGAAGCUGGUCAUCGGUGAUGAGACUUUUGACGAUCUGGAUGAAAUUCUAGCACGAUAUGUGCAGCCAAUGGCUGUAUUUGUUAAGGAAAUCAUGGACCACAAAUACUACGUCGAUUCGCACUUCGGCCAACCGACAACUCACGCUGCGCAGCGGACCGUUAUCGAUGCAUGGCUCCGGGAAGAAAAGUCCCGCAAUCCGGCCCGCAUUCCUUUUUGUUUUAGUGCUUUUGCCAGUUUACCCAGAAGAUUCUUCUUGUGCCACUUGCCUCGACAGAACGUUCGUGAGGAGUUCGUAACCGUGACGCCGGCAGGAUACAUUUACCGUCGCCAACCGCUCUCCAGUAUGCUGAAGUUGCUUGCGUACUUCAAAAAUCAUUUCCAGGAACCACCACCAGCUUCCUUGAAUACUCCGCACGGUACUUCUGUUACACCGGGCACUGGAUCGAUGUUGAUAACACCUACUCCGUCUCACAUGGGAGUUCCAAACAUCGCCCAUUUAACAAGCGUCGUACAAAAUAUGCCGCAGCACGUCUGGGAUAAGCUUAAAGUCGCUGGGACGACUGCCAUGUCUGCUACUCCGAUGACGUUCGCCACUCCCCGGACUCCGAGCGGCAAUGCUAAUGCGGCGGCUGUCCAUCAGACACCGGCCGGCGUCACUCCCUCGGGAUCGAGCGUGGCGGGAACGACAGCCUGGAGCUCGGCGGCGAAGAUGUGGCAGCAGGCUAUGACGGGUCAGCCAUCGGGGGCCACUCCGGCAACCCCGCAGUCUGUGGGUGCCACGCCAGCCUCAUCGACCAACUGGAGUGCGGCAGCCGCUGCCUGGGUUAACAAGUCUAACACGGCGGCCCCCGCGGGCAAUGCUGCUGAAGAGGGGGCCACACCGACAACGGCGGCGGUGUCGGCGUGGAUGGCCGCGGCGCGCAACCGGAAUCCAGGCGAUGCCACUCCGCGCUGAAUGAUUCCGUAGAUUUUGUUGUGCUUUUGCAGUUUUCUGCGUUGCUGGCGCGAAUGGUAGCUGUUAUUGCGCAGUGUUCGUAUUCGUACCCGUGGUUUGAUGCAACGGGAUUUGACCCUCCAGGCAAGACGUGUGGACUUUAUAUCGUUGUGUAAGUUUUUGGUUUUCCCAGUAACGAAUUGACGCUGUAAGGACAGAUACAUUUGGUAUGAUUGUUCUUUCGGUAGCGGUUUUUUUAGAAUCUUAUGUUAACGACUGUGUUAGUGUUGCUGGUAUUUCGGUGUAAAGAUUGCUAGAACUUUCGCAAUUUGUCUGAGGAGAUCAAUAAAAUUGUUAAUCGA
Paramacrobiotus metropolitanus is the source of this 5820-nucleotide messenger RNA. RefSeq names its product transcription elongation factor SPT6-like. Bases 182 to 5479 code for a protein of 1765 amino acids. Lineage: Eukaryota; Metazoa; Tardigrada; Eutardigrada; Parachela; Macrobiotidae. Gene Ontology annotation, cellular component: transcription elongation factor complex. Gene Ontology annotation, biological process: transcription elongation by RNA polymerase II; transcription elongation-coupled chromatin remodeling; nucleosome organization. The transcript is spliced from 26 exons. The record is from RefSeq and is a predicted model, not a curated record. Gene Ontology annotation, molecular function: DNA binding; histone binding; nucleosome binding.